Messenger RNA from Diorhabda carinulata, 2810 nucleotides. RefSeq names its product myosin heavy chain, clone 203-like. The transcript is spliced from 13 exons. The record is from RefSeq and is a predicted model, not a curated record. Bases 155 to 2791 code for a protein of 878 amino acids. Lineage: Eukaryota; Metazoa; Arthropoda; Insecta; Coleoptera; Chrysomelidae.
GACAUAAAUACUGUGACACGAAUAUUUAUUUACAAAAUCAUUUGUUUGUUCCCUUAAGAUUGAGAUUAUUUCAUUUUCAUUGUGACUUAAAUUCGAACGUGGGAUAUUUUUCUCCGUAUUAGGUAUGUAAAUGUAAAAGAAAACUGAAGAAAACAUGACCUCAGUAACACCACAAAACGACGUAGAAUUAAACGCUACCGAAGAAAUUGAACAAUACAAAAUAGAAAAAAUUACUCUCGAUGGAGAACUGCUAUCAUCAAGUCUACCCCAACUAGAAAUGUCUCAAAGUCCGAAAAUAAAAUCAGCAAGGGACCGUUCAGAUACCAAUGAAAAGACUUCGAAAUACUCAGGUAGAAAAGGCUCACCGUCUCCAAUUAAAAGGGAAAUAACACCACGAACUAAAUCUGCAGUAUGUAAACCAACAGUGUCCUCGAGUAUUCCCUUACCCAUAUCUAAACCGUCGAAGCCGGCUCACCCCUGCAGGGUUUCCAGCCAUAAUGUCGUGAAAUCCAGUAGCAGCAAAUUGUCCAAACCGGACUCAAGUUUGCUGAGAACUGUUGGACAAAAUAUAAGUAAACACACUUUGGAAAUACAAUUUUUGAAUAAAAAGAGGAGACUCACGCAAUUACAGAAGGAUCUAUUGGAAAAACAGAAACCUGUCUUGGAUCUUUACCAAAGUCUUUUGCAGAUCAAGAAAAAACUUGAAAAUCUAGGAAAGAGUGUUUGCUUGGAAGAAAUUAAAUUGGUUCCUGCCUCAGGAAUAAUUGGUUCUCAAGAAUGUCCAGAUGGAGCCGGAGAGAGCGUCCAACCAGAAGUAAUUCUCGGUAUGCAAACUUCAAUCGAAGAUAUCCCGAAAACAUUGAUGGAGCUAUGCAAAAACCUUCUAUCCAGAAGAAAUGUCAUCGUCGAUCUUUUGGAUAGCAUUGUAAAGUCGGAUAUAAACGUUGCCGAAUUAACGGAACAAAUUGAGAAGUUGAAAACGGAAGGAAUUCAAUUGCAGGAAGCAUUGGAUGUCGUCAUUAAUGAGCAUCAAGGGAAAAUUAAAGAGAUCGUGAAAAACUGGCACAUAUUGAUUAACAAUAGGAAAGAUUUAGGUACGAAUUUGAAAGUUGAGGAACUAGAAGAGAAGAUGAAAUCGCAGGAAACGCUCAUUGCCGAAGCUAAUCAGGUUAUUCACGAUUUGCAGAAAAAAAUUGAAGACAAACGUUUCAGUUAUGAAAAAUCUAUGAAGGAUCUCAAUGAUGUCAUACACGGAUUAAGAAAUCAAGUCCAGAAAUUGGAGUCCGAUCUCGAAGCAGAAAAAAAGAAUGUAUCUGAUUAUAGAUCUCGUAUAAAUACUAAUCAUCAAGCUUCGAAAAGUAUGAGAAAUAAAAUUACAGAUUUGGAAAAUGAAAAGAAAAACACCGAUAGUCUCAACGCGGACCUUAACAAAAAAGUCAAGCAAUUGCAAGAUCAGCUGAAGCACAAGGAAGCUCAAUGGAACAAAGAAAAGGAAGAAAUGACGAAGAACAUGAAACAUCAAGAAAAUAUGCUACAAAAAUUGUCUUCCGACAAAUCGAGCUUCGAAACCAGAUUGGAAGAGAUACAAGGAGAACGUACCAUGUGCGAAGAGAGUCUAAUGUCGAAAUUGGCAUCGCUCCAAAGCGAAUUGGAAACGGUUAAGAGAGAACUAGAACAGGCGAACGCGGAAAAGAACGAAGCUCAAGAGAAAUGUAAAGGAAUGGAAGAAUUGAUCACUAAAAUGGGUUUGGAUAAUAAAGAGACGAUGAAUAUGGUCAGCAAUAGUAUGAAUUGGGGUAACGAUCUUUCGAAAGGCACUACAAAAGCUAACGAAUACUCCGAAAGUAUGGUUAAAGAUAUAAUUAUUCAGGAAUACAAAGAUAAAAUCAGAGAAUUAGAAGAAGAAAAUAACCUUCACAGAGAAAAGAUAGCUACGGUGGAGAAAAAUAGAAAAGUGCCACCAUCAGAAACGGAAAAAAUUGUUAUGAAUCAACACGAUAUCGUCUCCAAAUACAAACAACUUUUAUCGGAGAGUGAAAAAAAAUUAACUGAAAAAUUUCUUGCUUUAAGAUCACAGGAAGUGGCCAAACUGACAUCGGAAAUUCGUCAAUUGAAAGUUCGACAAGAACAUUUGGAGGAACUGAACCUGAAAUGUCCAACGGAAAAUCUACAGAAAAUGGUGGAAGAAGGUAGAAACAAAUUGACGGAACUGAUGAGGAAAUCUUUAGAAAGCGAACAGAAAAUUAUACAAUACGAGAGCAUUAUAGAGAAGCAGAGUAAACAGAUGAACGAAAUGGAGAACAGAUUGAGGUAUCAAGUUAGCAUCGUAGAUGUUUUGAAAGCUUCCAGGGAGGAAUUGAUCAUCGACAAAGACAGUUUAACGAGAUACACUCAGGAUUUGAAAAACGCUUUGUUAGAAGUGAAGAAGGAAGGAAAAAUGAAAGAACGUUUGAUAAAAGAGCUACAAGAGAAAAUAGACGAUCGGGAGAAGCAGAUUAAUAAGUUGAAUAAGGAAUUGAAAGAAUUGGAGGUUAAUCUGAAGAUGACAAACGAUAAACGUUACAAAUUGCAAGACACGAUAGUGAGCAUGGAAAAAGAACUGCAGGCGACGAAAGCCCAUAUCAAUGGAUUAGCUGACAUAAAUACACGGUAUGAAUCCGGUCAAGGAAAGCUAAGUGAUAGAGAAAAAAAUAAUCAGGCACUAAUGGAGGAUUUAUUGCGAACGCAUAUGGUUACUUUAAUUUUAUUCUUUAUAAUUAGAAAUCGUAGUUUCCCUUCUACAUAUAAAUAAAUUGUCUAUACAACAUUUA